AUGCUCGGCUCUACUCUGUUGUCACUGCUCCCGUUGGCAGCGGCCGUACCAUGGGGUAACCCAGGAGGAUGGGGUGGUGGAGGAUCUUCAUCGUCGACUCCCAACUUUGACAACGUCACCAUCUUCGUGGCGCCGGAUGACUGGGAGCGUCGCAGCACGAGCUACGCUCGGGUCGUCCUGUUGAACCAAAACUGCGAGACCGACAAUGUCCUCCUGACGACAUUCACACUCACGCCCGACGGAGAACGUUACUAUCCGGUCUUUGCGUCUCACGACCAGGGCCAGUCGUGGGAAGAGAUCUCAAAGAUCUACUUCACCCAAGAAGAUACGGGCCACGACUUCAGCCAAGGCUUCCUGGCCCAGCCUGACUUCCUCGAGUUGCCCAUAGACGUGGGUGACUACCCGGCCGGGACCGUCUUGUUCACGGGCAUGGGUCAGCCCAAUGACAUGUCAUCCACCAACAUUUACGUCUAUGCCUCUAGAGACAAAGGGUGA
Exophiala oligosperma is the source of this 495-nucleotide messenger RNA. RefSeq lists its product as uncharacterized. Bases 1 to 495 code for a protein of 164 amino acids. The transcript has a single exon. The record is from RefSeq and is a predicted model, not a curated record. Lineage: Eukaryota; Fungi; Ascomycota; Eurotiomycetes; Chaetothyriales; Herpotrichiellaceae.